AUGGCGUCGCCCUUUAUCAUUAGUGACCUCGUCGAAACUGAGGCAAGCGCUCCUACGCCUCUCGCCGACUCGGAUUUCCAACUUUUUGCAUCUGAGAAGCGCAAGAUUGAUCGAGAGAACCAGCAGCGAAUCGCGGACAUGAGCCCGGCGGAAAUCGAAGAGGCGAGGCGAGAGCUCAUGCAUGGGCUGGAUCCCGCUUUGAUUGAGAGGUUGUUCAAGCGAGCGACCAUCGACGAUGACGACUCUUCUUCUUCUCCCAUCUUCAACAUCAGUCCCGGGCAGCCUUCCCAGCCGCCCCCGGAGAUCAAAGUGGAAGACGUCUCGAAACCUACGGCGGAGCCCAAGCCUACACCCGAGCGAAGCCCCGAACCGGCGGUCGACGACAGGCCGAGCCAGGAUACUGCUGCUACGGAGCCAACGCCCACAGGGAAGGCGCAGCGGCCUAUCUCGACCCGGCCGACCCAGACUUUCUCGAGUCGCUCCACAAAAAUACUUUCCCAACCUACCGGCCGACCCUACCAAGCUCGCCUGGAUGGCUCCCCUACCCACCGAGGACAGCAUCGCGGACAAGGAAUCCCCUACCACCCGGGCAAGGACUCGCUCUCCGCCUCGGCCCUCCGCUUCGACUUCAAGGGUCGCCUUAUUCCGCCCCGCCUCAGCCGCCAGAUUCCCGUGUCCAAGGGGUUGCAUCACCACGGCUUAGCUCCCGAGGCGGCUGGGUACACCGUAGAGGAGCUGUGCAUCCUCGCCCGCAGCGCUGUUGCCGCCCAGCGGUGCAUCGCGUUCCAGGUCCUCGGUAGGAUCCUCUUCCGCCUCGGCAACGGCGAGUGGGGCCUUGAUGAGGACGACCCCAUCGCCAUGGGUAUUUGGGGCACGAUCAAGCAAGGCAGGGCCCUGGAUAGCCUCUCGGAGGCUGCCGCCAAAGAGCACGGCCACAGGUCGAGCCAGGCGUACGCCAUCGAGGCUCUCUGGUUGUACGAAAGGGUGGUUGGAAGGCAAAGUUCAGCGGAAGGUGAGGCGUGA
Parascedosporium putredinis is the source of this 1023-nucleotide messenger RNA. NCBI's taxonomy places the organism in Eukaryota, Fungi, Ascomycota, Sordariomycetes, Microascales, Microascaceae. The record is from the annotation of a GenBank genome assembly.